AUGCAUAUUAUUCCCUUAUCUUUUAAUCAAAAUGUAUCAAAUGUCGCUGUAACCAUAGACAACAAGCUAACCAUUUAUAAUAUAAAUCCAUUUGGGAAGAUAUUUGAAUUACAAGGACAACAGCUUACAAAUGGUUUAAGCAAGCAAGAUGGCAUUUUGCCGCUAAAUUUUCCGAAUGUUAACAGUGGCAGUAUUUUGAGUAAUUCUGCUUCGCUGUACAAUGAUCCACGAUACUUAAUCGAGAUGUUAUUUGCCACAAGUCUAAUAGCUGUUGUUGAUAAAGUAACACAGCCGAAAAAACUUAAAAUAAUAAAUACCAGGAGGAAAACUACUAUUUGUGAAUUGAAAUUUGAACAUAACGUACAACAAGUAUGUUUAAAUAGAAAAAGGUUAGUUGUUCUACUAGAUAGCAAACAAAUUUUUGUGUAUGAUAUAUCCUGUAUGCAAUUAUUGCAUACAAUAGACGUUAUGGAAAAUAAAGUUAUCAAAGAAUUAGUAAAUAAGAAGCAGAAAAAGUGGUUAAAUAGGCAUAUUAAUUCGAAAAACUCGGCUAUUUCCUCAGAAAUCGAAGAAGAUGGUCCUUCUUACGAAAUUAAAAUGAAGUUGUCACACGAUGAUGUGAGCACUUUAGUUUAUACUAGUUAUUCCCUAAAUAAAAUCAACCGGCAUCAUCAGGAUACUAUAAAUACUAAUGGUGAUGAUGAUAAUAAAUUAAAAGAUUUAGUAAUUUUGAAUAACAUUGUGGUUUUUGAUGCAUUGAAUAUUAAACAAAUUAAUUUUAUUCCCAAUGUUCAUAGUAGGAAUGUUCGUUGUUUGGCUCUAAGUCACGAUGGCAAUGUUUUGUCCACUGCUUCUACUAGGGGUACAAUUAUAAGAUGUUUUAGAACUUCCUCAGGGUUACAUUCUUUUAGGGAGUUUAGAAGAGGAUCCACCUCAUGUAAAAUUACGCAAUUAGAAUUUGAUUAUAAUAUAGAUUACCUAGCAUGUGUCGGAAGUACAGAUACCAUACAUAUAUUUCAGAUGAGAGAAGAUAACUCACAACACUUAUUAGCAGAAGAGCGGUUGAAUUUACAAAGAACUAAGUACCAACGAGUUAGCAAAUACAUUUCUUCUAAAAUUGCUAGUCAUAUCACACAACAAUCGAUUCCUAGAAAUUAUGCAUAUAUAGAAAAAUCCAGUGACACUGCUUUUACUAUUAUUGGUUUCCCUGAGGAUGUUUUGGGACAAAUAUACGUUUGCUUUGGUGACAAAAUAGAAAUAUAUGAUUUACCCGAAUUACAGGGCGCAUGCACUUUAUCGCAGUGCCAUAGUCUCGUUGAAUAA
This is a messenger RNA of Saccharomycodes ludwigii, 1323 nucleotides long. It is a transcript of the gene ATG21, whose product is annotated as Atg21p. NCBI's taxonomy places the organism in Eukaryota, Fungi, Ascomycota, Saccharomycetes, Saccharomycodales, Saccharomycodaceae. Gene Ontology annotation, molecular function: phosphatidylinositol-3-phosphate binding; protein binding; phosphatidylinositol-3,5-bisphosphate binding. Gene Ontology annotation, cellular component: cytosol; fungal-type vacuole membrane; phagophore assembly site membrane. The transcript has a single exon. The record is from RefSeq and is a predicted model, not a curated record. Bases 1 to 1323 code for a protein of 440 amino acids. Gene Ontology annotation, biological process: protein lipidation; protein localization to phagophore assembly site; nucleophagy.